This is a messenger RNA of Nannospalax galili (Upper Galilee mountains blind mole rat), 357 nucleotides long. RefSeq names its product achaete-scute family bHLH transcription factor 4 (gene Ascl4). The record is from RefSeq and is a predicted model, not a curated record. Gene Ontology annotation, molecular function: RNA polymerase II transcription regulatory region sequence-specific DNA binding; protein dimerization activity; DNA-binding transcription factor activity, RNA polymerase II-specific. The transcript is spliced from 2 exons. The coding region runs from base 1 to 357 and encodes 118 amino acids. Gene Ontology annotation, biological process: developmental process; regulation of transcription by RNA polymerase II. NCBI's taxonomy places the organism in Eukaryota, Metazoa, Chordata, Mammalia, Rodentia, Spalacidae.
AUGGAGAAACGCCGGCCGGCCGGACUGCUGGCCUUGCGCCCCCCGCGGCUGCAAGUCCGGGCCCAGGAGCCCUGCAGGCUGGCGGCGCGCCUGGAAGCGCGGAGACGGCCGUGCCCACCCUUGCCGCCGGGGGGCGCCUGCGAGCGCGCCUUCCUCCUCCAGCGCAACGAGCGCGAGCGGCAGCGCGUGCGCGGCGUCAACGAGGGCUACGCGCGUCUCCGCGACCACCUGCCGCGCGAGCUGGCGGGCCGGCGGCUUAGCAAGGUGGAGACGCUGCGCGCGGCGGUCGGCUACAUCAAGCAGCUGCAGGAGCUGCUGGAGCGAGACCUGGAGGUGGAAGGCCUUGGCAAUCUGUAA